This is a messenger RNA of Anolis carolinensis (green anole), 3246 nucleotides long. RefSeq names its product nuclear cap binding protein subunit 1 (gene ncbp1). The transcript has 23 exons. Gene Ontology annotation, molecular function: RNA cap binding; mRNA binding; protein binding. The record is from RefSeq and is a predicted model, not a curated record. NCBI's taxonomy places the organism in Eukaryota, Metazoa, Chordata, Lepidosauria, Squamata, Anolidae. Gene Ontology annotation, biological process: mRNA export from nucleus; nuclear-transcribed mRNA catabolic process, nonsense-mediated decay; regulation of mRNA processing. Gene Ontology annotation, cellular component: nuclear cap binding complex; nucleus. The coding region runs from base 254 to 2659 and encodes 801 amino acids.
GCGCGGGCCAGAAGCGACCGGAAGAAGCGUGCGCGCGGACCGGAAGAGAAGCGGGCAGGGAGAGGCACGCGCAGUCCCUCACACACGGCUUCCAGUGGGCGUUUUUGAAGAGUCGAAGGCCUCCGCCUCCGGCGAGCGCGCCAGAAGUGUCAGUUGCGCAUGCGCUCUGUACCUCUUCUCCUUCUCUUUGCCUGUCUCGCUGCCGGCCUCUUUUCCUCCUCUCUCGCCCGUUGAGGAGCCCCAGGGAAGGACCAUGUCGCGCAGGCGGCACAGCGACGACAACGACGAUGGAACACCACACAAGAGAAGAAGAACAUCUGAACCAUCAGAAAUCGAAGAGCGUCUAGAAUCUUUAAUAUGCAGAGUAGGAGAAAAGAGCAGUUCCUCUUUGGAGAGUAACUUAGAAGGUCUCGCUGGAGUCUUGGAGGCAGAUCUACCUAACUACAAAAGCAAGAUACUAAGAAUCCUUUGUACAGUUGCACGCUUGCUACCAGAAAAGUUGACAGUUUAUACAACUCUUGUCGGCUUGCUGAAUGCCAGGAACUACAAUUUUGGUGGAGAGUUUGUAGAAGCCAUGAUACGUCAACUGAAAGAAUGCUUGAAAGUCAACAUGUAUAAUGAAGCUGUAUAUUUAGUCCGUUUUCUCUCUGAUCUUGUGAAUUGCCACGUAAUAGCUGCACCUUCGAUGGUAGCUAUGUUUGAGAAUUUUGUUGCGGUGACUCAGGAGGAAGACGUUCCUCAGGUGCGAAGUGACUGGUAUGUGUAUGCAUUCCUGUCAUCUUUACCUUGGGUGGGGAAGGAAUUGUAUGAGAAGAAGGAUGCUGAGAUGGAUCGCGUCUUGUCCAGUGUUGAAAACUAUCUGAAGCGGCGUCAGAAGAUACAUGUUCCCAUGUUACAGGUUUGGUCUGCUGAGAAACCACAUCCACAAGAAGAGUACUUAGAUUGCCUUUGGGCUCAGAUUCAGAAGCUCAAGAAGGAUCGCUGGCAAGAAAGGCAUAUCCCAAGGCCAUACCUCGCUUUUGACAACGUGCUCUGUGAAGCUCUGCAACACAACCUGCCUCCUUUUACACCGCCACCCCACACAAAAGACUCCAUUUACCCAAUGCCAAGAGUUAUCUUCAGGAUGUUUGAUUACACCGAUGAUCCUGAGGGUCCUGUAAUGCCUGGUAGUCAUUCUGUUGAGAGGUUUGUAAUAGAAGAAAAUCUGCACUGCAUUAUCAAAUCACACUGGAAGGAGAGGAAAACAUGUGCUGCCCAGUUACUAAGCUAUCCUGGAAAUAAUAGGAUCCCUUUGAACUACCACAUAGUGGAAGUAAUUUUCUCUGAGGUAUUUCAGCUUCCUAUUCCACCCCACACUGAAGUCAUGUACACAGCACUCCUUAUUGAACUUUGUAAACUACAGCCUGGCUCUUUGCCUCAAGUUCUUGCUCAAGCAACGGAAAUGUUAUACAUGCGCUUGGAUACCAUGAACACUACUUGUAUAGACAGGUUCAUUAAUUGGUUUUCUCACCAUCUGAGUAAUUUUCAAUUCCGGUGGAGCUGGGAAGACUGGUCAGACUGUCUUUCUGAGGAUCUUGAUAAGCCCAGACCUAAGUUUGUAAAAGAAGUAUUAGAAAAAUGCAUGAGACUUUCCUAUCACCAGCGAAUUGUAGAUAUUGUCCCUCCUACUUUUUCAGUCCUAACUCCUGCAAAUCCAACAUGUAUUUAUAAAUAUGGAGAUGAAAGUAACAAAUCUCUGCCAGGAUAUAAUGUUGCGCUGUGUCUAAACAUUGCCAUUAAAAAUAAAGCCAGCAACGAUGAAAUCUUCACUAUUCUGAAAGAUGUGCCAAAUCCUAAUCAGGAUGAUGAUGAUGAUGAAGGGUUCUCCUUUAAUCCAUUAAAAAUAGAAGUAUUUGUCCAGACAGUGCUGCAUUUAGCUGCAAAGUCAUUCAGUCACUCCUUCAGUGCUUUGGGAAAAUUUCGUGAAGUUUUCAAAACGCUGGCAGAGAGUGAUGAAGGGAAGCUUCAUGUCCUCAGAGUCAUGUAUGAAGUAUGGAAGAAUCAUCCACAGAUGAUUGCUGUUCUGGUGGAUAAGAUGAUUCGCACACAGAUUGUGGACUGUGCUGCUGUGGCAAACUGGAUUUUCUCUUCUGAGCUGGCUCAUGAUUUCACAAGGUUUUAUAUCUGGGAAAUCUUACACUCAACUAUUCGUAAAAUGAACAAGCAUGUGGUCACGAUCCAAAAGGAACUAGAAGAGACCAAAGCAAGAUUAGCCAAACAACACAAGCGUCGGGACAGUGAUGAUGAUGAUGAUGACGACGAUGACGAUGACGACGACGACCAUAGCAUUGACAGAGAAGAUGGGCCUCUGGAAGAACAGAUAGAACGCCUGCAAGAAAAAGUUGAAUCAGCCCAGAGUGAACAAAAAAACCUUUUCCUUGUAAUAUUCCAGCGUUUCAUCAUGAUUCUGACAGAGCACCUGGUGAGAUGUGAAACGGGAGGGAUUGAUGUAAUGACACCUUGGUACAAAAACUGUAUAGAAAGGCUGGAGCAGAUUUUCUUGCAGCAUCAUCAGAUCAUCCAUCAGUACAUGGUGACCUUGGAGAACCUUUUGUUUACAGCAGAAUUGGACCAUCACAUAUUGGCUGUGUUUCAGCAGUUCUGUGCACUGCAGGCUUGAGUAACUCUUUUGUACAGGACUGAAUUGACUUCGUCUUUUUGAAAACGAAAAAUGGGAGAAUUUGACAAGAGAGAAGAAAGGACAACCUUUUAAUUUGAAACUGAACUUACCAUGCUGUCUUAGAUAAGCUGUACAGUAAUCAGAAUGGGGCAACUUAUUGGCAUUAGAGCCUUUACACUAGUUGUGACUGCUAGGUGAUUGAGAUUGAAUAAUGUAUGGAUUUCUGAUUUUGAAAUGGGUUGAAUGUUGACUUUGCCAUAGCAUUUGUUUUAUCUCCUCCUCCUCCCCCCCCCCCCCGAUUGUUUGUAUAAACAAAUAGGGAAUUAUAUAAUUUGCUACCUUGGGUUGACUCUUCCAUAGGAGUCAGUUCUCUCCUUAAACAAACAAAAAUCUCAAGACUUUGAUGGAUCAGAAUGUGGGGCAACUUUUAAAUAGGUAACAAAUUCUCCAAGGAACAGUACCAUAGGACAUGUGAAAUGCUAAACGGGAAGCCUUCAGAGUAGCUUAGAGUAUAUGUUUGUUAUCAAAAUUAAUUUUCAUGGUUGUAUGAAACAUGGCUGAAAUACAAUCGAACUAUGUUUUUUAAA